Globicephala melas (long-finned pilot whale) is the source of this 2348-nucleotide messenger RNA. It is a transcript of the gene C17H8orf88, whose product is annotated as chromosome 17 C8orf88 homolog. Gene Ontology annotation, molecular function: eukaryotic initiation factor 4E binding. Gene Ontology annotation, cellular component: cytoplasm. Lineage: Eukaryota; Metazoa; Chordata; Mammalia; Artiodactyla; Delphinidae. Gene Ontology annotation, biological process: negative regulation of translational initiation. The record is from RefSeq and is a predicted model, not a curated record.
CCACCCUGGGCCUGGAGCGGACUCGCGGCUGCAGCUGUUCACGGACGGGCAGCCGGGCGCUCGGCCGCCGCGUCUAGGGCUGAGCGCCGCGACGCGGCUGCUUGUCCCGAAAUCCUCCCGGAUCUUUAGGCGUAUGGAACCUCAAGGUCUUUGAGACAAUGGAAACCAAAAAAUUGAUUGGUAAACCACUUCAACCAGCAAGACCUGUUCGUCAUCUGACUUCUCCUCCUGGAACAGUAUUCCCUUUCAACUUCCAAAACGAAUAUCCAUGCAACACCCAGUACUUACAAAGUGGAGUUAGCAGAUGUAAGACGAGUGGAAUGCAAGCCUUUUCUCAAGGUCUUAAUGAACAACAACAUCAGUCUCCAGUUAAAAAAGAGAGAAUCAAAUACAGCAGAGAUUUUCUGUUGAAGCUCUCAAGUGUUUCCAUCUGCAGAAAAAAACCAGACUUUCUGCCUGAUCAUCCCAUUGUACUUCAAAAACCAGAAAACAACCAAAGCUUUAAGUAGCAUUUUGAGAAUGUAUGUAUUUCAAGAUAAAGAAUUACUAAUUUUAUAUUUUGGACACCUGCAAAUGAAGUGGAUCUAGUAACAAUAACUGUAACAGACUGUAACAAUUCAAUUUAUUUUUAAUUUUGAUGGUUGGAUAUUUGGUUUCUCCUAAAAUGAGAAAGAGAUACUUUAAACAAUAAAGAAUUUUCUAAUCAGUUUCAGCUUUGCAGGCAGUUUCUUGCAUAAAUUGGGAAGUAACACUGGAAAGUAGGAAUUUGGUUAGUGAAAUGGGAAGACUGUAUUUAUAAUUUGCAUGCUACUUGCAAUUUUUGUUUUUCAUCACUUGUAAUAAUGGAAUGAAAAUGUAAGCUGUAAGGAUUCUCAAAUAUAAAGUAUAUGCUAUGAUGUAUAUAUGAUACAUAAUUUCUUGUUGCUUUUAAAAUUGCUUUUGUUUUGUUUCCCACUGAUUUCAUACCAGCACUUGAAAGGAUCAUUACAAUCUCUCUAGAGGUUUAGAAUGAUUCAGGAUGUUCAAUGAAUAGUUCUCAGUGAUAGGAGGGAUAAUAUUUUAAGAAGUAUUUCUUUUCAAAUAUAUGAUUGUUCUGUAGGUUUGUGAUAAUAACAACAUUGUCUAAUAUUCUUUUAUUUCCAAAAGAGGAAUAAUUGAGGCAUUUGCAAAUAAUUGAGGUGCAUUAAGUUUCAGUGCUGUAAUUUCUUAUAACAAGUGUAUGGAUGAAGAAUUUGGAGGUUUAAACUUUUAGCUCCUAGAAAUUCUAUACACUAAAUCUCCUGCAAUUUGUCACUCUUGUUAAAAAGAAAAGUUUGUUCCAGCACAGUGUCACAAAGAAUUGCUCAUAUAAAGGUAAGUGUAAACUCUCCCUAGUUCUAUCCUCAGAUUCUUUCAGAUCCCUGGGUCUAUUGGCAAGGCAUUCAAGGACAUCAUUUGGCAGAAAGUUUAUCUUAAACUGAAUUCUGAACUCCUAAAACAAGUACCUUUUUCUUCACUGGUCUUUAGACUUGUUACCCAGAUUCAAACUUUAGUCCAUGGCAGAUUUCCCAACUUGGUCUUUAGUAUACUACUUUUAAUUGCUUUGUUCACCAGAAAAAGAUUGCUUUUCAAGUAGGAAAAAAAAAAGAACCUUCACUAGCCAUAAAUUUAUUGGUUACUUAAAAAUGAGUUUACACCUACGGCCCAGUUUUUUACACUCAUUUUUGCCCUACUAUUUCCCUUUAUAUUAUAGCUUCUAGUAUUUAUAUGUGUAUGAUUACACACACAUACACAAAAAUACAUGUAAUUUAUAUAAGAGCUGGGGUCAUCUCAAUAAAAAAGUAAUUUAAAAAGAGCUGGGGUCAGAAUUACCAUAUAAUUAAAUUGGUUUGCUUUAUUAUUUGCCUAUUAUCCAAGUCUGUUGACUUUAGUUAAAAAAAAUAUGAUCGAACCUAUUCCAAUUUGGAAUCCAAAGAGCCCUUCCAUUUAGCACUGUUACUGAGGGCAGACCCCAUUUAAAGUCAUACUACCAUCCUAACUUUGGAAAGUGCCUAGUAUCCAAAAGACUUGAUGUACUUUCUGAAUCUGAUACAGAAAUGGACUGGCCAGAACAAUAUAUUGAUUAGCUAUAAUUUCUAUUUUUGAAAUCAUUUAUAACCAGCGUUUUCAAGAAGAGUUUGUAUAGUAGAAGUCCCCGAGGUUUCAAAGUCUUUUGAUCCUUUCUUACUGUAUAUAAUCAGAGUGAGACUGCAAAGACUGUUUUAUUAUCUAUUUGCCUUUGUACAUAUGUAUAGCUUAUUUGAAUAAUCAUUGUACAUCUCCAUUCAUGUUGUUCUUUGCUUUGUAUAUAAAUUAAAAGAGUUGAGCCA